Messenger RNA from Daphnia pulicaria, 5425 nucleotides. Its product is annotated as neuropeptide CCHamide-1 receptor-like. The record is from RefSeq and is a predicted model, not a curated record. Bases 3394 to 4878 code for a protein of 494 amino acids. The transcript is spliced from 7 exons. NCBI's taxonomy places the organism in Eukaryota, Metazoa, Arthropoda, Branchiopoda, Diplostraca, Daphniidae. Gene Ontology annotation, molecular function: G protein-coupled receptor activity. Gene Ontology annotation, biological process: G protein-coupled receptor signaling pathway. Gene Ontology annotation, cellular component: membrane.
ACGCCCACCCCCACCCCCCAACCCUCCUCCUCUCCGUAAUGAGAAAAGAAUUAGAAAAUAGUGUGCACAGUUGCGUUUCUGAUUAGCUGAGAUGUGCACACGCAACUCGAUGGAGAACUCCCCGAGAAAAAUACAAGUGUUGAACUCGUACGCACGGGAAUGGAUAAGGUCGCUGUGUCUAAUCUUUAAGAAAUAGAUCAAAGUCGGACGAGCUGGGAGUGACGGAAGAGCGGGAAAAGUUGGAUGUUUCAUAUUUUUUUCGAAAUAUGUAUUUGUCUAUUUGAACGAUUGAUUGAUGGAUCAAAGGACAGAGAGACGGUAUCCGCGUAACCAGGAGCGACUUCUGUGCAUGGCUCCUCGCUGUUUCUUCUUUGACGAUAUUGAACUGGUGCAUGGUUUUGAUGGGUUGGUGCCACCAAGGUUGCCACCUGCCUUCCCCCGCCCCCUUACAGCAUUUUAGACCCAGUCGUAGGCUGUAGGACUUUGUCGUCUAGUCGUAAUGAACGCAGUUCAAACUUGAUAUUGACAGUGGGACCUGUGGGAGUCGUACAUCAAAAGAAUAUGGUUAGGAAAAAUAUUUUUAUCAUGUACGUUCAUGUAUGUUCGUUCCCAGCGCCUUACUCUUUGGCCGAGUAUCGCAUCAACACCAUCAGUAGUCCCUCAGUUUGAAAACCCAUUCACUUUGUUUCGCUUUGUUUGUAGAAAAAAAAUGGCAAAAAAAAAAACUUGUCUAUUUUUUAAAAAUCGUCUUUUCAUGGGGUUUUCUAAUUCAUUUCUGUGCGUACACACAAAAGUCCUCCCUCAAGCAGGCAGCGGCGGAGUGAAAUCUUCUUAUUCCCCCCCCCCCCCCAACUUUAUCAAGUGACAAGUUAUCACGUCAAAGUUGCAUAUGCAUGGCACAUUGAAUGCUUGCUUCUAAUAAUCAAACCGCUAAACUUUGGGAAUAUAACUCUUCCAUUUCGUCGAUAGAAAAACGUGAAAAUUGCUCGCAGAUGUAAUUGUAACAUGUCGACCCAACCCAAUCCCCUAUCAAUAUAAUAGGACGCGUAUAGUAAACGAAAAUGUCGGAACAGACGCGGACAUUCGUGACCAAUUCGUGAUAUUAUCAGCAUUGAUCGAAUCCGCGAAUUCAAUCAAUGCUCUCUGUCCGUCGCUAAGCAAUUCCAAUUCCGAUCGAAUUAAUGCGCGGAAUCAAGCUCGGAUUUGUGGAGCAUCCAGCUGGAGAUAUGAUGCUGAUAGAUUUUUGGGUUAAAUUUCAGGACGAGAAACUUGCGAGCCCCUCAUUUGGCCAAUCAAAAUGAGCAGGUCACGAAUCAAAAUACUGAAAUUGAACGAACUGCGCUACAUUGAAAUUGGCGGGUCUUUUUUUUCAAUCAAACCUGCGAUCGUAUUUAAACUGUCAAGAAUAUCUGUUCAAAAUGUCGAUCAAAAGUUUCGUUUGUGUAAUUUCCAUUGACAGACGCCAGCGUGUUGGAUUAAAGGCGACCCCCCCCCCCCCUCCUGAGGACUUUGUACGGUGCAUUGAACGUAUAUUACGUUUAUACGGAGAAAUCGACGCACUUUGUCGUCGUGCACACAAAAUUGGUUUUCUCCUUUUUUUCUUUUUGCCUCAAAAGAUUCGCAUUGAUUUCGGCACUGCAAACAAGCCGAGACUCUUAGUAUACAGUACACCUAGCAACAGUCACUGUUCCUUCAGUUGAGGGUGUCACAGUAAAGAUUGAGGUAGAUUUCUGUUUUCAUAAUGUAGUUGCCAAGAAAAUAUCCAGCAUCUCCGAAUUCUAUCGAUGUGUAGGUUGUUGUGCUGCCUUAUGGUGGUGAGGUGACAUGCUCAUUGUAUAGAGUGAAUAGUGUAAUUAUCAUUAGUUAAUGACUUCGCACAUGAAUUGAAUGCAGUUGGAGACUCGGAGCGAAUGUAAUCAAGUCGGACAGUCAACGUGAGUGAACUAUCUUUUUUUGGGGUGAGUUAACUGUGUAUACGUAUUCGUGGCCAACACCUUGAUGUCUUAUUGUAAUUUCAUGAAUGUUAAUCUCGCCGAUUUGGUUUCGCCAAACUGGUACACACGGGGAUUCAAGUUGUUUUACAAUCCUCCUCCUCUUAAUAAUUUUGCGAAGCGCACGAGGCACAAUCUCCCGAGGGAUUAAGUUUCACCCGUUUAAGAAUUUUCAAAAGUUCGCAAACUUUUUUGAUGAACGCCGAAUAAUUCCCAGGAGAAGUGUAGCCAUUCUCUCCGUCAAAACGUGUUACUUGUAUAGGUUUAUUUUGAGUGUGCACAGCGCAAAGGAGGGAAACCCUUGCUCCCAAAGAAUAUAUUAUUACUACAUAUUAACCUUUUAUCUCCGAUCGACUACAGUAUAUAGUCCCACAUUACAAGCCCUGCCAACGCCAGCAGUACCGCACCGACGUCACAGCUGAUUGGAUGCGUGAACACAAUUAUUGUGAGAACUGAAAAGUCACUCACUCCAACACGGUGAUAGACGGGGUAAAGCAUUUAUUGUAGAAACAUACAUGGCUUUACGGUCCUACAUGCGAAGCGCGAGACUUCUCUAGCAUGAGGCGGGCAAAUACAAAAAUAUAACUACAACGGAAAAAGAAGAAGUAGGCCCUAAUAACCCGACAGAUUGUGACAAGUGAGCCAGUAGCGAAAGACCGGACUGCACAGUGACAUCCUGCGACGGGUGAGCCAGAAAGACUGAGCUGAUGAUUGACAUUUUGCGACGGGUUUUAUACCGAAAAGCUAGGUCAAAUGAGGUCGGGAGAGAGUCGAAGCAAUAAAAGAGAAAAUGACUUGAAUCGAGGUCAGCGAGAGAGCAAUAAACAAACGAGGAGAAUGAACUAUUUUGCCGAGAACUAGAGCGCUGACAGCCAAUCCUUACAUUAUUCUCAUAUGAAUCUCAAUCUUGAUUCCGCUUUUUAAAUAGUUCCUUCUCGGCCCAUCCACAGUGCAGCCAGCUGCCAAAAGUUGCCAAAUUUCGGCUUUCAGCCGAUGGAUGAAUACGCUGACAGCAGUUGCGCACCUCCACGAAUUGGCGGCAAAUUCAAACGUCUAAAAAAAAAUAAUAAAAACUUGAGUGAGCAAGAUCUUUCCGACCAAUACAAAUAAACGCGAAUGUUUGAACCAGCAGAGCAAUAACAUCUCCGUCGUCAGGAGAGAGUGAGGAAAAAAAAACAGCAACAACGAGGUUUCUUCGGCAGGUUUCGCCAACUCGACUUUCAGUGUCUGGUGAGCCCUUGAAUCGGCGACAUGCUCUUCCGGAUCAAUCCUGUCAUCCGCACUCACUAUACACGGUCCUCGUUUAAUUCUAGCCUAUCGUUUCUAUAAGUAUAGUCUAAUUGUUUAAAGUCGCACCUUAUUCCGACAUUCGCUUGAGAAGUGUUUCAUAUGGACAGAAAAGAUGAACGAAUCAGCUGCCCUUAACGCAUCCGAUGAUUCCGCCGAAGAAGAAAGGGUCAAUGUCGAAAAAUACCUGGUGCCUGUUGUCUUCGGCCUCAUCUUCGUGGUGGGUGCGGUCGGCAACGGCAGCCUCAUGUUAAUCAUCUGCCGCUACAAAUCCAUGCGCAACCUGCCCAACCUAUUCGUGUUCAAUCUGGCCCUAGGCGACCUGUUUAUUCUCCUCUUCGCCGUCCCGUUCACCUCCUCCAUUUUCACGUUCAAUUUAUGGCCCUUUGGCGAAUUUGUCUGCAAAGCUUCCGAGUUUGCCAAGGAUACUUCGGUGAGUGUUUCCGUCUUCACGCUAACGGCGCUCAGUUUCGACCGGUACAAUGCGAUCGUCAAUCCUGUCCAGUCGUACGUGGCUGGCCCGAAAUCGAAACGUCGCAUCAUCUUCACUCUUGCCGUCAUUUGGUUGGUAUCGCUCGGCUUGGCCUCUCCGGCCGCCGUCUUUUCUCGUUUGGUUGAGGUUAAACUGCUGCCAACUUGGAAUUCAUCGACUGUGGUGGUCUAUGACGUCAACAACGACGAUCAGUUAUUGAAUCAAACCCAAAACGAUAACGAGACUUCGUCUGCCCAGCUCCUGGUUCGCUUUUGCUAUCCGUUUCCAGGCAAAUUCGGCGAUGACAUUCACUCCAAAUCGGUCAUCGUCGGCCGUGUUUUGAUUCAGUAUCUCAUUCCGCUGUCCAUCAUCGGCACAUUUUACACGAUCACGGCUCGUCAUCUUCUUCGCAGUACCGGGAACAUUGAUGGUCAAGCCGCAGUGACUGCGGCCUCAUCUAAACCGCCCAAUCGUCAACAUCCGCCAUCAGCAACUUCCCCAACCAACAAUAGUUCCAAUAGUAACCAGGAAUCCCGUCGCAAAGUAGCCCGGAUGGUGAAGAGUUUGGUAGCCCUGUUUUUUAUUUGCUUCCUGCCGAUCCACAUCUACUUUUUGUGGUUCUACUUCAAUCCCGAUUCGCAAGAAGAUUACAACGACUUCUGGAACGCGUUGAAGAUCGUCGGCUUCGUCUUGGCCUACACCAAUUCGUGCAUCAAUCCCGUAGCGCUCUACUUCAUCAGCACCAAAUUCCGCAAACAUUUCGAUCGAGUACUUUUCUGCUGCUGUCGCCUGGACGAAGGUAGAAGCAUCAACGUCCGCUCUAAGGACAAAUCGGCGAGGCCUCGCUGCCGCCGGGAAGACCGUCGGCGUGACGGAGGCGAUCCGUUGAAGGAAUUUCAGCUGCGAGGAUCGAAUCCACUCACGUCACUGGAGCAGACGCCGUCCGACAAGCGAACAACUUCAAGUCAAAAUGGAUCUGAUGUGCCGCUAACUGCCGUUAGUUCCGUGCACGAUGAAACCUCCGGCAAUAAUAAGCCUUGGCGGGUGACUUCAUCAGCAUCCGUAACCAACAUCAAAGAUAAUCUUGAGGCUCUAACGUCAAUCGAUCCAGCGAUGUCGAUAGUAUAGGCUCCAACGGGUAUAAAACAAAUCAUUUGGCCGACCAAUAAUGGAAGAGCUAUUAGCCGGUUUCUAGCGGGCCAGAUUGAUACAAGUUCAUAAGAUAAUUUAGGUGGUUAAACGGCGAUGAUUUUUUUUUUUUUAAUCCAAUCUCAAUCUAAUCAAACUGUAGUAAACAGCUUUUAGUCUAACUAAAUAUCCUAGUCGAUCCGCCAUUUGAUCUAUAUCUGUCCCAUUAUUCAACCCCCAAACACGUAAGUUGAAUCCAAAAUUUCCAGCUUGGACGAUAUAAUAUGUGUAUGCUUCAGUGGCGUCUGUGUCUACUUACCGAGCUAAUAAACUUCCCGCGUUAGUUGUUAUCACAAGAUUUAACUUAAUGUUCCCUCAAGAUAAAGUAAGAAACGAUUUUUCUUCUGUGAUGAAGCAGCACUGGGGAGGUGUAGGAGACGCUGAAACAAUGAAGAGGACUAAAAUACCUGACUUUGCUGUGAUAUACGCUGAUAAGAGUGAUGAUAUUGAAUGAUUAUUUGAAUACGGAUAUGCUUUGACAAUUGUA